AUGGCAGAAGGAAAACUGCAUUUUCCUGCAAAGGAAUCCUUUGAUGAGAAAGACACACCGGUUAAUCUACAUGUGCAUCAGGUUUAUAAUGGCACUCCCCCUCCCUCGGAGAGCGACAAUCCAGACCCAGAAGCCCAACAAGGCACGCUCUCUCACCCUAUCCUCAAAGAUGGCCACCAAGUCCUUGUCACUUGGACACUGGAUGAAGAAUCUGUCAUCGUUCGCAAACUCGACUUUCUUUUCCUCCCCAUAUUCUCGGUCGGUCUCCCCGCCGUCCUGACCUCUCUCGUAUUAUCCUUCCCCGCUAAAAAUCACCCUCAGCUACUGUUUACCUGGAUGGCCAUUGAUCGUACCAAUGUGUCGAGUGUGCUGACCUCCACCUUCCUGCCCGACACGUCUAUGACCCGGGAUCAGGCCAACACAGGUGUCUCUCUACUCUGGCUGGGCAUUGUCUUGCUUGAGAUCCCUUCAAACAUCAUCCUCCACCGAGUGGGUCCGCACUACUGGAUUCCGGCCCAGGUUGUCGUCUGGGGCUUGAUCGAGGUAUUGCAAAUGUUUGUGACUAAUGCCCGUAGUUGGUACGUUGCACGGUUGUUCCUAGGGCUUGCAGAGAGCGGGUUCAUCCCCGGUGGCCUAUACAUAUUAUCGACAUGGUAUGCACCCAAUGAACUCACACAGCGUACUGCAAUAUUCUUCCUGGGGCCUGCGUUGGCUGGGGCUUUUGGCUCGCUGAUUUCGGCGGGGGCUUUGACGUUACAUUUGCAGGGAGGAUUAAGUGGAUGGCAAUGGAUAUUUGUCAUAUGUGGCGUCUCUACGAUAAGUAUGCACAUACCAACAUCCCGUGUUGCCUGCCUAGCUAAUAUCAGGCCCGAGUCAGCCGUAGGAGUUCUGGCUUUUGCUCUUGUGCCCAAGUCUCCGUACCAUACAGGUCACCUCUUUGGUGGUCUUAUCCGUGUACGGGGCUGGCUCAACGAGCAUGAAGCUGACAUCCUCGUUGCACGAAAAGUCAGAAAGGAAUACAAGCAGGGAGCCGGGUCGACUCUGAAAAUUAGCUGGAAAGAUAUAACCGAUGUCUUUUUCCACUGGGCUACCUGGCCGUACCUCAUUGUGUGCCUGACCGGCCUACAAUCUACGAAUGGGCUGAGCACCUGGGGUGCAACCAUCAUCAAGUCGCUCAACUUCAGUGCAAUCCGAGCUAACUUGCUUAAUGCCCCUGGAAAUCUGCUGGGUGCAAUCUUUGGCAUUGUGCUAUCUACAUUUGUAGACAGGUAUAGUCGGUUUGGGUAUGCAAUCACCCUUUCGGCUGUGUGGACCCUGGCGGGCCUAAUUGCACUUUAUUCUCUCCCAGUCACGUCCAAGGCUUCGUGGUCCUUUUAUGCGGCCUAUCUAGUCACCCAAUCUGCCCCCAACUGGCAGCCGAUCAAUGUAACCUGGUUGUCCUUAAACUUUAAGACGCCCCAGAAACGCGCCGUCGCGUAUGCGGUAUACAUUGGAUGUUCUAACCUAGGGGGUACAUACGGCAACCAAGUAUUCAGAGCGAGCGAUGCCCCUCUCUAUCAUACCGGAUGGAUUGUCUGUAUAUCCCUGGGCGCAGUAUGGCUCGCCGGAAUAAUCACACAGACAUUCAGCUUUCAGUGGGCCAACCGGACUUUCGCAAAGAAGUUGGUGGACAAUCCAGAGCUGGAAUCAGAGGUUACACAUGUAGAAAGUAAUGGGCGAAAGUAUCGCUAUUAUUGGUGA
This is a messenger RNA of Penicillium hordei, 1740 nucleotides long. Its product is annotated as Major facilitator superfamily domain general substrate transporter. The coding region runs from base 1 to 1740 and encodes 579 amino acids. Gene Ontology annotation, molecular function: transmembrane transporter activity. Lineage: Eukaryota; Fungi; Ascomycota; Eurotiomycetes; Eurotiales; Aspergillaceae. The transcript has 8 exons. Gene Ontology annotation, cellular component: membrane. The record is from RefSeq and is a predicted model, not a curated record. Gene Ontology annotation, biological process: transmembrane transport.